Exophiala xenobiotica is the source of this 2488-nucleotide messenger RNA. RefSeq lists its product as uncharacterized. Bases 1 to 2292 code for a protein of 763 amino acids. Lineage: Eukaryota; Fungi; Ascomycota; Eurotiomycetes; Chaetothyriales; Herpotrichiellaceae. The transcript is spliced from 2 exons. The record is from RefSeq and is a predicted model, not a curated record.
AUGAUGGAGUCUUCCCCGGCUUCAGCGCCUUCCACGGAAUCAUCUGGCAAGUCGACAAGCUCCAGUCGAGUACCUGGGACUCCGAAACCACCGUUCGAACCACCGCGAAGACGAUCUUCUCUUUUCUUUUCGAAGGUGCUACAGCAUGGCCAGUCUCCAAAAACCCCCGGCGCAAACUCAUCACAGAACAAAGAGGGAAAACCGUCGGGAAUCAGAUCUCCGGUGUCCAACAUAGGCCGCAAGAGGAUGACCUCACCCCGAACUCGAUCAGUGGCAAUGCCAGGUCAUGUUGCACAAAUGCAGAGACUCUUUCAAACGGCGAAGGCAUCCUUGCGACUUGACGUACGUUUUGCUGCUUCACCGACCGGUUCGAUCGACUCGAGAAUGCCAACGAGUCCUGAAAAUGGCAGCAGCAAGGACGCCGAAUCGUCGCACCCGCUCCAGCCAGUAUCAGGGACACCGAAGAAAGAUUGGCGAUAUUCUACAGCCCCCAGGUUAAUAGCUGAAUUUGAUGUCGAUGUGAGAGAACCAUUCCCAGAAGGCUCACCACGACUCCCGGAAUUGCCUUCGAUCGACAUGGAUCACAGUAAAACCUUGGUUGUUGAACCACCAAGCAGUGGCUUCACUUCUCCUGUUGAGAACCCAGCAGCGGCUCAUCAUGAUCUAAACCUCUCUUCACCCCCGGUCCACUUUAAUAAUGUGUCUGAUGAGGAGCCUUCUAUCUCACCAGCCGACUAUGUGUCACCAGCUGAUCUCGAAAGACCGAUGACGAGACUACGAGUGACCGGUGACCACGAAAUGGAUGUUGAUUCUGCAGAGGAAUCUCCAAUCCUCAGUCAUCUCAAAAGGAAAUCUGCCGACGUAUGUGUUGACUUGCAAACCUCGCCAGAUUCCACAGAAGCAAUCACGUUGUCGCCCUCUGCAAAGGCCGCUGCAGACUCAGCCAAACUGAAGCGCGGCAUGCUGAGUGAUCUGUUCCCGAAGCCCCCAACUCACAAGGGAAGUGACGGCGGAGCAUCAUCUUCGAAUUCCAGCAAAAGUGUUGCUACACCCUGUCCGGAUCCUAUGCUUCAUAAUAGAACGCCGAUGGUGCUCUGUCCGGAUCCAGUUAUCCACCUCAGAUGUACUCCCAAUCCUUCAGGUCAACAUCCAACUUCAGCUGUUUAUGGCCCCUCCCAGCAUCAAGUUGGACCGCAUUUAGUACCAUAUCCGCCUAUGCCUUUCAACCGCACUACUGCGACUGGGAGUCCAAUGCCCAUGCUCAGGGUUAAAUCACCACAAUUGGCACAAACAGAUAUGCGACGCCCUUCUCAUGAUACUUCUUAUUCAGGCCCCUCUCUUCUUCAGCCACCUCGACAUCCACGUCGCCCACAUCCGCAGUCGAAUCGUGAGUAUCUGUCCACGGCUACUGAGCAUUUCCAGCCUGGCUGGUACUAUACAAGAGACAGUCCCAAGUCUUCUGCCAGGCCAGGGACAGCAAUGUAUUCAUUCUCCACCGCUGCUGCCAAGGUGAUCGGACAGAGCCCAGCUCCAGAUUCGAUGAUUCGCGACUCCUACAGAACUGACACGCUAACGCCGUCGCUUGCCAAACCUCCAAGCAGGUUCAGAAAACAUGGAGCAGCUGCACUUGCUAACGCCCGAGGUGUUAGCAGAUACUAUGGACGCCCUCUUGGGCCAAGGCCAACGAUCCGACACAGGAACUCAAACCGUACACGCUUUCCAGACGACAUGAGAUUCAGAAGCAGUCCUCCGAGGUCUAUGACAGACUCGCAAGCAACAGGCCUGACACAUCCAAGAAAAAGGUCCGGAGAGCUCGAAACCCCUACCAUUGAUGUUUUAGAGGACGAAACGGCCAAACGAAAUUCGGUCGAUUCAAAGCUUAGACUGGAAGAGGGCGACGAUGUUAUUGAACUUGACGAAGAAACAAGAGCGGCAGUCCGUAUGAGCCUCUACGGCGCGGCAGCACCGGACUCAACGAAUGACAUUGGGAAAAGUCUCAAGGAGCUGAGUCCCAACGUCAUGCAAUGGCGAAAAAGCAAUCGACCACCUUGGAGCAGGAAGAAAAGACGACCAAGUUAUUGGGAUGGCGAUCUCGAAGAAGUCAUGAGGAGUCCAGCUGCCAGGCACGUUCUCAGCUCACCAAUUCGAAAAGACGACGUAAGAUCACAGAAGGGGGAAGUGGGAUAUCAUGGAACCUCCCCAGACAAAGAAAAUCAGAUGACGAUUCAGGACAUUUCGAAGCUAGUCGAGGGAGGUACAAUCCCACAAGAGGAUGUUAUCAUGGAAGGCUGAGGCUACCAAGGGUGAUGUUUGCCAUGCACCGAGGUUCAACGGAAGCCAGAAUUGGAGCAAGUCAAUGACGUUGGCAUGCGUAGACUAUUGCAUGCAUAGUAGACUGACACGCUAUCAACCACACAUGACUGUCAUGCAUCAUGGCCAUAUUGCAGUCACUAGCUUCGAGUCCAUAGGGGUAGCAGAUUAAACCAUU